This is a messenger RNA of Rubroshorea leprosula, 741 nucleotides long. The record is from the annotation of a GenBank genome assembly. NCBI's taxonomy places the organism in Eukaryota, Viridiplantae, Streptophyta, Magnoliopsida, Malvales, Dipterocarpaceae.
GAGACACUCUGGCGUCUGGUCUUCUUCUUACCCCUCCCUAAAGCCUGAGGCGGCGGCGGACUGAUCGCUUUCUCUUUACACAUCCAACCCAAGCAAGUCCUUUGACAGAUGGGAAGGGGAUGAGUGGGACUAACUAUUAAACUAUUAAUGCACCCCUUUUGAGUUUUGACCAAAAUCUUGUUCCUUUCUUUUUUUUUUUUUGUGGUCGGAGAAGAUGGCUCUUGUUCUUGGCCAAAAUCGGAAUCAGCCAAUAUGUAGGAGCGAAUCAUUUUCAGUUUCAUGGGAGCACGACUACACGAUGAUGGAGAAGAGGCAGUUGUUCUUGAGGAGCUACCAGUUCUGCAGAAAGAGGAGCCUUGCUGAAAGGAUUAAGGGAUCGUUGGUUGGGGUGAAGAAGGUGAUCUGGUUCAGGCUCCGAUCGGCACGUAAACUGAGGAGGUUGGUGUGGUCAAGGCUCAGAUUUGCGUUUUACUACCGCCGGAGAAGAUUCGUCCGCCUCGUCAACAACUACCACCACCGCCAAAAUCGAAUGUCCUCCUGCUUCUGGUAGGAUUCGUUUUUUUAAUUGGAGUUGUAUUUUUAGAUUUUAGCCUGUCUCUGUUAUGCACCGUGCUGUAUUAUAAGUAAUUUCCUUUACCCAUACUAGGGAUUAGGAUAUACAAAACUUCCUCAGACUUGGGGUUUUGAUUAAGAUUAACACAAGUAUGUGCUUAAUUUCUUUAAUAUAACAAAGAUAUUUAU